Molecule: messenger RNA, 261 nt
Organism: Caenorhabditis briggsae
Lineage: Eukaryota; Metazoa; Nematoda; Chromadorea; Rhabditida; Rhabditidae
Exons: 3
Coding region: 1-261 (86 amino acids)
Source: RefSeq, a predicted model, not a curated record
AUGCGUGUACUUCAAAAAUUGGGAUUCUGCCUUGAUAAUCAACAGAAACGGGAAACUCCUCCAGCCACUAAUAAUACGGGAGCAACAACGACAAAACGAGUCUCGGUGAUUGCGACUGAUAGAGAUCGAGCUUAUUUUCUACGACAGAAAAAUAUGAGAAACAACAAGAAUAGUGCUGAAAAGAGAUAUGAAGAGCCUCAAGGUUCCUCAAGUAUCCUUCAAAAUGGGUGGUUUUUGAAUUCUUCCCUUCAAGUAGAAUGA